Messenger RNA from Coregonus sp. 'balchen', 7339 nucleotides. NCBI's taxonomy places the organism in Eukaryota, Metazoa, Chordata, Actinopteri, Salmoniformes, Salmonidae. The record is from the annotation of a GenBank genome assembly.
UGCGGGGGGCUGGUCUCCCCAGGACAGCGACAGCUAUCCGUGGCUCCAGGUGGACCUGGGCAGCCGGAGACAGGUGGUUGCCGUGGCAACACAGGGCAGGUACAGCAGCUCUGAUUGGACAACAAGGUACAGGCUGCUCUACAGCGACACGGGCAGAAACUGGAAGCCCUAUCACCAGGACGGAAACAUAUGGGUAGGUAACACAAAACCAGUGUGUGUGUGUACUUGUAUGUGCGUGUGUGUUUUCCUAUGGGAAUCAGCCAAAUGACCUGAUCAUGGUUCUGUUGUGUGGAAACCCACCAGUGAUAAAUGUGUUCUGUUCCACUGGAGGGAACAUCAAGCUGUUGUUUUUGUGUGCUGCGUCAUCAUCGUUUGAGACUCAUUAUUAAUUCAACAGUGUUAUGUUUCGGCCAUUAAACCUGAUCUAUUGCUUUUAAUAUUUCUGCAAAUUAAAAAUUAUUACACCAUCUAUCUUACAUCGCUUGUGUAACUGUUUUUAAGGGAUGUGACAUCUAUAUUGGUUUUUAAUUUAGCGCCGGUGUUAGUGUAAAUAUUACAGACUAAACUAAUAUUCAUCUGAUUAUUUUCUCUAACCUUUCUCACACACACACACACACACACACACACACACACACGGCCACACACACACACACCACACACACACACUCAGUACAAUACACCUACGUGAAAGACAGAACUUGGCAGAAAGGAUGAGAUUGUCUUGGAUGGAGUUUCUGUUAAAUCCUGUACCUCGCCAGGGCGAGAAAGUAAACUGCUAUGUAAAAAGAAAGUAUUCUCAAGGCAGGCUGCUGUAUCCAUGGUAGAUAAGUCCUGUUUUCAUUUCUGCACAAUAGGAUGAAGCUUAGACGAAUAUAUUGGUUAAAGCUCCCAUCUGGCUAAAGAAGGGAACAAGACACAAAGAGCUCUACCCUGGAAGCAUAUGCUGAGAAGAGAGGGAGGGGGGUAAAUAGGAAGUAUGGAAGGGAGAGAGAGAGAGAGAGAGAGAGAGAGAGAGAGAGAGAGAGAGAGAGAGAGAGAGAGAGAGAGAGAGAGAGAGAGGGAGAGAGAGAGAGAGAGAGAGAGAGAGAAUUUGGGGUAGGAGAUGGAUGGAGAGAAAGAGAGGUAAAAGUUUUAACCCGUCAUAGAACUGCUACCAAGGACAAGUGUUCCUUGGGAAAAGACAGGGUUGUUCAGUCAAGCCCAUCCCCACAUAUGUAGUACAGUAUGUGAUAAGUGAUCUCUGCUCUCUGUAUCUCUGCAGGCCUUCUCAGGCAACUCCAACACGGAGAGUGUGGUGCGACACGACCUGGCAAAAGGCAUUGUGGGCCGUUUCCUGCGUUUCGUACCGCUGGACUGGAGUGGAGAGGGACGCAUCGGCCUCCGCAUAGAGGUCUACGGCUGUUCCUACUGUGAGUACACACACAGACACACACACACACAAACACACACAGACACCACACACACAAAGGUGACUCACUGGGUUUGAAUCCUGGUCGUCUGUGUGCCACAAGACUGUGUUAGCCCACUGAGCUAAAGCCUAAGUGAAGUUUCUCACACAAGCCACCUCCAUUACACACCGCCACACACCUCAUAAGACCAAUAUAAUCAGUAGGAUGUUACAGCAAUGUGUCCCUGAGUCUGAGUCUCAUCUCUCACUAGAAAUGUCAUCAGCACUGGUCUUCAUUAUGAACUAAUUACAUCAACUACAUAAAUGAAGAUGGAAUUACAUUUAUGGACUGUCAAAACAGAACACACAUGGACACACGCACACACACACAGACAUACACACACACACACACACCCUUAUCCCCAUUGGAGUUCACACACUCCAGACCCUUCUCUCUCAUCCUGUUACGGACUGCUAAAUUGAUUUUGAUAAGAAAUGUUCAAUUAAGACUUGGCAUAAAUUACCGCUAUAAGUAACACGCGUACAUUUCUCAUUCCAGUGAAGUUAUUACUUUUUUCUAUUAGCUUCUCUGAACACACACACUCACACACACUCUGGCAGACAUACAGGCACGUACACACACACACACACACAGACAUGGAUAUAAUUAUUGCUUGGAUAACCUUAUUAACUAUUAUGUAUUGAUUUAUUUUUCACUCUUUAUGUGGUGCGCACUGCACAGAACACCUGAAGAAUUAUCACUGAAUAUCCCAGUGAAUUAUUGUAAUGUUUGUUUAUGUGUCAAUUAAUCCCGUAAGGGAUGGGUAGCCAACUGGCGAAUUGACAAGAAAAUAAAAUGUAAUUCAUUCAUUCGUUCACACACAAACAAACACGUUCUUUAUUCUGAUAAGACAUAGUGAAAGGUUUUCAUUUCUCUACUUCUUUAGUGUACAUUAGUUUUAAGUUGAAAGGAGAAGACAUUCUUUGAUAGACAGCCUGGAGAGACAGGGACAAUGUCAACAGGGAUAUGUGCUUCCUUUACUUGAGGGCUGCUGCUUGAAGUGAUGAUAACACAAUAUAACGAUAAACACACAAACACACACCAACACACACACACAUACUGGCACACACACACAAACACACACACACACACACAGUGCUUUAGCUUGUUUGUGGACCAUUGAAGUGAUGAUAAGACGAAUAGAAUUCGAUUCGGGCUGCUUCUCUAAUGUUUGUGUUUGCUUGACAGAUAUGAGUGAUGGUGGGGGUAAGGACACACACACACACUGCGUAGGGAUAUGUAUCAGUCUCUUGUCUGUGUGUGAAAGCGGUUGGUGCAUUCUGAUUUUCCUGUCAGAGCACAUCUCCCCGUCAUUCAUUCACUCAGCCAAAACAUAAUAUCAGUCAAUCAAUCAAUCAAAUGUAUUUAUAAAGCCCUUUUUACAUCAGCAGAUGUCACAAAGUGCUAUAUAGAAAUCCACCCUAAAACCCCAAACAGCAAGCAAUGCAGAUGUAGAAGCACGGUGGCUAGGAAAAACUCCCUAGAAAGGCAGAACCCUAGGAAGAAACCUAGAGAGGAACCAGGCUCUGAGGGGUGGCCAGUCCCCUUCUGGCUGUGCCAGGUGGAGAUUAUAACAGUACAUGGCCAUUAAGGCCAGAUUUUUCUCCAAGAUGUUCAAACGCUCAUAGAUGACCAGCAGGGUCAAAUAAUAAUCACAGUGGUUGUAGAGGUUGCAACAGGUCAGUACCUCAGGAGUAAAUGUCACUUGGCUUUUCAUAGCCGGGCAUUUAGAGGUUGAAAUAGCAGGUGCGGUGAGAGAGAGCUGAAAACAACAGGUCUGGGACAAGGUAGCACGUCCGGUGAACAGGUCAGGGUUCCAUAGCCGCAGCGGAAGAGUUGAAACUGGAGUACCAGCACGACCAGGUGGACUGGGGACAGCAAGGAGUCAUCAGGCUCAGGUUCUCCUCUCAUCAUCCUUCCCUCUGUUCCUAUCUCCCAUUCACUUAGUCAACCAAUAGACAUUAUCCCUCUCUCUCCCCCUCUCUCCCUCCUUCCAUCAUCCUUCCUUCAAUCCCUACUUGCCAUUAAUUCACUCAAACUAUCAUAUUGCUCCCUCCCUCCUCUCCCCUCAUCCCUCUCUCUUUCUUCCCUAAUUUUUUCCAACACAGCGUUAGAAUGUUUCCUCUUUCUAUGUCCUAACCCAGCAGGUUCCAGACCUGUUUCUGAGCUGUUCAUUUAUCCCAUCCCAUUAAUGCAUGGUAAUUUAUCCCAUUAACUCUCCAUUAAAGCAGCUUGCCAUGGUCCUGUGUGUGUGUGUGUGUGUGUGUGUGUGUGUGUGUGUGUGUGUGUGUGUGUGUGUGUGUGUGUGUGUGUGUGUGUGUGUGUGUGUGUGUGUGUGUGUGUGUGUGUGUGUGCGUGUGUGUGUGUGCGUGUGUGUGUGUGUGUGUGUGUGUGUGUGUGUGUGUGUGUGUGUGUGUGUGUGUGUGCGUGCGUGUGUGAUCCAAUCAGUUCUGAGCCCUCUUAUCUAACCUUCUCCCUGUACUCUACCCGUCUGUGUCCGCUCAAAUAGAUAUGGCAGUGACACACACACACACACAUUCACACACUCACACACACACACCUCUCUCCCGUGUCCACUCAAACAGAUGUGGUGAUGAUGAUAAUGAAAUUUGAGCAGCAGUGAAUUUUAUCUAACCUCCCUCUCUUCUCUUCUCUCCACCUCUCAUCUCCUAUCCUCCGUCUCCACUUCUCUGUUACUCCUUUCAACUUCAACCCCCCUUCCCUCUCUCUCUCUCUCUUUCCCUCUCUCUCUCUUUCUCAGGGGCAGACGUAAUAAACUUUGAUGGACAGGGAGUUAUAUCUUACCGAUUUAAGGUAAGAAAUAAAUCCUUCCUUUUUUAUGUAGUCAUGUCUGUCUCUGUUUACUUCCGCUUAAGUCUUUGAGACCAUAUUCUUCCAUUCCAGUCCUGGAUAGCUACUGGGGGCUACUGGGGUGUGCAGGCUUUAGUUCCAGCCCAGCACUAACAUACCAGGACCGGAAUUGAAGAAGUCUGUCAGUUAUAUUUAAUCUGACUUAUAAAAUAAAUACAUUAUUAUUUGUAAUAUAUAAAACAUUGUUUCCAACCCCAGGUGAAGAAGAUGAAGAUUAUAAAGGAUGUGAUCGCUCUGAAGUUUAAGACAUCAGAAAGUGAAGGAGUCAUUCUACAUGGAGAGGGACAGCAAGGAGAUUAUAUUACAUUGGAGCUAUGCAAGGCCAAACUACUGCUGCAGAUUAACCUAGGUAUAAUACACACACACGCUCAUGCACACACACACACACACACACACACACACACACACACACACACACACACACACACACACACACACACACACACACAUGCACAUAUGCACACACACACACGUACACACACAUACACAUGCACACACACACACACACACACACACACACACACAUACACACACACUGUCCUGAUGUGUGUUUAAUCCUGUGAUCUCCAGGCAGUAACCAGUACGGUUCGAUCCUGGGCCACACCUCUGUGACGUCUGGAAGUCUAUUGGAUGAUCACCACUGGCACUCUGUGGUGAUUGAACGAUACCGACGCAACGUUAACUUCACACUGGACACACACACACAACACUUCAGAACCAACGGAGAGUUUGACCAUCUGGAUCUAGACUACGAGGUAAGAAGCUAAAGAAACACAACACAGCGCACACAGACACACACAGACACACACAGACACACACAGACACACAUAAUUGUUCCACUGCUUCAGAAGCCGCUGCAGACACAUUGAAUACUUUAUCUUUGUAUGUAGAGGGUUCCCAGUUACCAUCUACUAACUACGAUCUCAGCAAAACAUCUACGCACACACACACAGCCUACCAGCACACACAGCACAAUCUUUCCCCUUCCCCUGCGCAUCAUCUUCAUCUUUGUGUAAGUCUCUCAGUUUCUCCUCCUCCCUCUCAACUCUCUCCCUACCUCUGCACCGCCUCUUCUCCUCCCUCUCCAGCUUAGCCAUACGCCUAAGCUGCUAUUCACCUCUCGUCCUGAUAACGCGUCAUCCCUCUCCCCAUGUCUGAUCCUACUCACCUCUUAAACUCCUCGUGCGUGUCAUCGUCCUCUCUCCCUCAUCUAGCACUCUGCUCCGCUCCUCUGCCUCACUCCGACGUCUAGCUAGCGACGACUCACAGGAGCCAGACCUGGCAGACGGAAGCGGGCGAGCGAGGUAGACGAGAGAACGCGCGCAUCGCCGACACGCCUCCAUGCGAUGUCCUCGAGAGCGUGGCGCAGUCGACUCUCUGUCUCGACGUCUAUGCGACGCUGCGCUUGAUAGCUAUCGGAGCAUACGCGACGCAGCUAUCUCUCUAUCUCACCUUAAGCUCUCUCCCUUAUCUCCCUACUCUCUCUCCCCACUCUCUUCUCUCCUCACUCCUCUCUCCCUCACUCCCUCUCUCCCUUACUCUCUCUCUCCCUUUCCUCCCUCUCUCUCUUUCAUUUUCCUCCAAGCGUCAGCUAUAAUUACCAGUGUGUGCGGUUCGAUUUGUUUCCUGUACUUUGAGUAGUACUUGAUACCAGAGGAAAUUAGAGUUACACUCACUCAUCAGGACUAAUCCAUAUUAGACAAUUAAUGCUGGAUGUUAAUGCAAUGAAACAGUACUGCACACUAAUACCACUUACAACAGGAAAUUGAUUUUUAAAUACCAAGAAAUAUCAUACGAACAAACGGAUGUGCAACAAGCGAAUGUGCAUGCAUAUACACGUGGGUAUAAUGUGACGGUUGAUGAGGAUAUUGGUAGUUGAUUCAUUGACUAACUGAGUCACUCCUGACAGCGUGACUGCUUUUACUCAGUGCAGAACUACCCAGUCAAUCUUUUAAGCCCUUGGUGUGUCUGGUUAAAGCCUGGAUUCCCUUGUACGCUCUUGGCUUUAAUUAAUAUGGGUAGUGAAGCAUCACAGUACACACACAUACACACACACACACACACACACACACACACACACUGAAUGAUGACACAUGCAAUAACAUUUAAGGAGCACUAAGACAGUAAAGGAAAAACACAGAAUCCCUCUUAGAAGACAGCAUGUCAAAAUGCUAUUUUAUACGUUGUUCUCUCCCUCUUUUUCUGACUUAUCUUAUCUCUCUCCCUCUCUCUACUGUAGUUGAGUUUUGGUGGCAUGCCCUACAGUGGUAAGCCAGUGGGAGAUGGGAUGAAGAAUUUCAGAGGCUGUAUGGAGAGCAUCAACUACAACGGCGAUAACAUCACUGAUCUGGCACGACGCAAGAAGCUAGACACUUCCAGCUUUGUAAGUUACACACACACACACACACACACACACACACACACACACACACUGUCAUGGUCUAUCUCUGUUUCUUUUUUUUCUGUCUCUCUGUCUCCAUCUCUGUCUCCGUCCCUGUCAUUGUCUCUGUCUUGUCCGUCUCUCUCUUGGUACAAUACAUUUUCAUCUUACCUUCUUAACAUAAUACUUGAUGAAAGCAAACAGCUAAUGAUAAUCACAAGUAAUGAUGAGCAUCUUCUCUCUCUCUCUCUCUCUCUCUCUCUCUCUUUCUCUCUCUCCUUAGCGUAAUCUGUCGUUCUCUUGCGUGGCGUCUCACUCCUUCACAGUUUUCUUCAACGCCACCAGCUUCUUGCAGCUCCCGGGAAGAGCCAAUCAGGAUGUAGUAUCACUGGGGUUCCAAUUCCGCACCUGGAACGCUGACGGACUCCUCCUCUUCAGUAACCUUGAUGACGGAACACUUGAGAUCGCCCUUGACGAUGGGAAGGUUGGAGUUCACUUCAACGUGACGCAGACGAAGAACACCAGGAUAGACAUAUCAUUGGGUAGGAAGAGAACACACACAGACACACCCACCCAUCACAGCCGUCUGUGUGUCUCCAAUCCUGCCAUCUUGGUAGCGAUGAUGGUUGCCUCUAACAAC